Molecule: messenger RNA, 297 nt
Organism: Protopolystoma xenopodis
Lineage: Eukaryota; Metazoa; Platyhelminthes; Monogenea; Polystomatidea; Polystomatidae
Source: the annotation of a GenBank genome assembly
GUCAGUCUAGCAUACGCUUUCGAAACCAAAGAUGCUCUCUGUCUCGUCUUGACUAUCAUGAAUGGCGGAGAUCUGAAGUUUCACAUCCACAAUAUGUCACAGACGUCGGGGUUUGGUGAAGCGCGAGCCAGAUUUUAUGCAGCCGAGAUAACUCUGGGUCUGGAGCAUCUUCAUUCUUUGCGCAUAGUUUAUCGUGAUCUUAAGCCGGAAAAUAUACUCAUCGAUGAUCAAGGUGAGCUCUCGUUUGCUUGUGUUAUCUUAGAGGAUGUUGAUAGAUUCUUUUGCCUUGGGACCUAA